Messenger RNA from Necator americanus (New World hookworm), 363 nucleotides. RefSeq lists its product as uncharacterized. The transcript is spliced from 2 exons. NCBI's taxonomy places the organism in Eukaryota, Metazoa, Nematoda, Chromadorea, Rhabditida, Ancylostomatidae. Bases 1 to 363 code for a protein of 120 amino acids. The record is from RefSeq and is a predicted model, not a curated record.
AUGUUCAAAUUCGGAGCUCUCCUAGUUGUUGUGAUCAUUCACACGGCUUUUGCGGCUCUUCCUCUGGACCUCAGUAAAAUUCUUAGUGGUCUGCCGCUUGUUGGUGAUCUGGGCGGAACUAUUGGAGGAAUUGCCGGAGGUCUUCCAGUCGUUGGUGGAAUAGUAGGAGGUGUGACCGGUGGCGGUAACGGUACCACUUCCGCUGCAUUUGCUGCUAUAGCGCCAGUGCUAGGCCUUGUGCAAACCCUCCUUGCUCUGGUUCUUGCUCUUCUAUCAAGUCUACUAGGAGGGCUGCCAAUUGGUGGAUUAACAGGAGCACUUGAUGUUGGUGACGUCGCUGGUGGUGCCCUUGGAGGAGUAUAA